Molecule: messenger RNA, 2165 nt
Organism: Myzus persicae (green peach aphid)
Lineage: Eukaryota; Metazoa; Arthropoda; Insecta; Hemiptera; Aphididae
Product: major facilitator superfamily domain-containing protein 6-like
Exons: 7
Coding region: 223-1557 (444 amino acids)
Cellular component (GO): membrane
Source: RefSeq, a predicted model, not a curated record
AUGAAACUUUUAAGUACGUUCUAUAACCACUGCAUAAUUAGUGUGAUACUGUCGACCGGUAAAUAGCAAAUUGUAUUUAUAUUAGCGUUCACAUCAACUUCUAAAUAUUUCCGAGUUUAUUGUGAUGAUCAAUUAGUAUGAUUAAUAAAAUAAUAUGACAGUAAUAUUGCAGUUGAAAUCGAAGCAAAAAUAACUUAUUUCCAAUCUUAUCAAACGAAAAACAUGCAUCUUUUCCAGAUUAACAAAAAACUUAUACUUCUCAAAAUUCACUAUUUUCUUUCAUUGGCUGGAUUAACUCCAUUACUCGGUUUCUUGUCCACAAUAUUGAGACAACGGGGUUAUUCGUCAGUCAUCGUCGGUUUGAUCUUUACAUUUCUCCCACUUCCGGGCUUAUUGAUAAGGCCGAUUGUUGGAGGUAUAACAGAUAAAUACAAAUGCCGCAAGUUUGUGUUUAUUUUGAUUAUGAUAAUCAUGAGUCUGUUAUCAAUUGUCUUGAUAUUUAUACCGGGCACGGCCUCCAAAACACAAAUGGAUGACGAUUAUGUGAUCACGUUACCGAUGUUUUGGUUAUUUUUCAUGACAGUGACCUUAUUCCAUACAGGAAUUAUUGCCAAAACUUUAAUGGAGGAUACUAUCUGCAUGGAUUUUUUGGGAGAUGAGAAACAUAAAUAUGGCCAACAGAGAGCAUGGGGAUCAAUUGGUCGUGGCUUCAUUGCCAUUAUAUCCGGUGUGAGUGUAGACUGGUUCAGCAAAGGACAAGAUUACAAAAACUAUACACCUAUUUACGUAAUUUCAUUGAUAUGUAAUCUCUUAAAUAUAUAUGUGGCAACAAAGAUUGAAGUUGUAGAAAAUAUUGAAAGACAAGUUAUAGCAUCUAAUGUCAAAAAAUUAUUCUCUAAAAUAAGUGUCCUAGCAUAUUUUUUAUGGGUUGUUUUGUUUGGAGUGCUUUGUCCUUUUAUUUGGUAUUAUGUGUAUAUGUAUAUGGAAGAGAUAGCAGACAUUUACCACCCGGAAACGAAACCAUACAUAAAGACGAUUCAAGGGGUGGCGCUUUCAAUUCAAUGUUUCGGGGGUGAAUUCCCGUUUUUCUUUCUAUCCAGUUAUGUCAUCAAACACAUUGGCCACAUGAAUUCAUUCUCUUUGAUGUUUGUUGGGUUCGCCGUUAGAUUCUUCCUGUAUUCGAUUAUAACGAAUCCCGUUUGGGUUUUACCAGUUGAAAUGCUCAAUGGCGUGACUUAUGCAUUGGCGUACUCGGCUGCCGCUUCGUACGCUGCACAAAUAGCACCCCCCGGUGCCGAGGGAACGCUCCAAGCUCUCCUUGGGACAGCUCUAAUGGGAUUUGGAGUGCCAAUGGGGAGUUUUUUGGGUGGUUUCAUGUUUGAUCGUUUCGGAUUUAUCGUUUCGUUCAAGAUUUUAAGCGGUGCUGUGUUAGCGAUAUGCGUUAUUCAAAUCACUGUAAAUCAAUUGAUAAAUCGAUUUUCAAAGAACGAGAAUGUCAAUGAAGAAGAUGAAUCCUAUACCGGGAAUACAACAUCUGAUAGUAAUGGUAUCUUAUAAAUGUCGUUUUAAUACUUAUUUAAAAUAAUUGUGUAUCUUAAAUAACCGCGGACAUUUCUUAAGAAUGUAAAUAUUGUUAUUAAUUAUUAGUAAGUACUAAGUACUUAAACAUUGAUAAUAGUUAUAUUUUGUUAUAUAAUGUUAAGUUAUACAUUUUAAAUCAGCUUUGAAGGAUAAGUUAAACAUUGAAAUGUACAAAACGGUAGUGAAAUUAUGUUUACAUCUUCAAAGUAACACUUAUUAGAUGCACGACGUAAAUACUCGAUCUGACUCAAUGUUUCAACUAAAGUGACAUCUAUGACCACAUUAUAGACUAUAGUCAAUGCAGUCAUCAGAUAAGUGACUUGUCAACUUAUUGUAGGUCGCCAAUGGUCAAACAUGGUAAUCUCUGAGUGUGCAAAUUUUUCGGCUUUUUCUUCGUUUUUUGAAAUUGUAAUUUUGUUUUGUUACUUACUUUAUUGUAAUUAAAUUUAAGAGUAAACAUGUUUACUAUUAUUAUAUGUUAUACAUAUAUGUAAGCAAUUUACUAUCUUCUUUGCAAUAUAUCUCAUUAUAAUUAUUAAUUAUUAUAAAAAAUAAAACAAAAAAAAUUUUAUUUGUCAACAAAU